CUAACGUUGUGGUGCUGUGGUGUGUGUUAACAUGCGUCAAGACUAAACCAGCAAUGAAGGUACUCUUAAGUAGUGUGUUCGUGCCCUUGCUGUUGCUGUGUCUGGUGAUAAGACCUGCUGAAGCGCAGACAUUGAGAGCCAUCCUCACCUGCGACGUAGUCACAUUUAAGAGCCCUCUGAGGAAGGUUACGAUAAUCGUAUACUGCACACUGGCUAGGAUGGAACUGAUCGCUAUAGCCGCAGUGUCCUUCUUUAGGAUGAUGGCGCUGUGGUCACCACACAGACGUAUGUUAAGUCUGAAGGCAGCCGCAGCUGUGGUAGUUUUCAUGAAAUUCUACUCUGUCCUAGGAACACUUGUGAUGAUGAUACCACGAAUCCUGGGUUACCAGAGACAUCCUCUGGUGCGCAGUAUGCGUGUGUUGACCUUCUUCAUCAGCACAAUGAUGCCCGUAUUGGUCACCUUAGCAUGCUACGCUGUCAUGAUCUUCGCUAUGUAUCGCAACCAGCGUCGUCGGGCAAAUAAUCAAUUCGCCUCCAACGUGCACCAGACUGAGGCUACUCGCUCUAUGCUGGCUGUCUUCGUCAGUAACCUACUCCUAAGCUUCCCUCAUUCAGUCUUUCAUCUCCUGGAAAAGCCUUCGUUUACUUUAUACGUUAUAAUUCAUAUUAUAUUCUCAACUCAUUUCGUUGUAGAUCCAGUAGUAUUUGUGUGGUUUAGCCGGAGUUUUCGCCAUCGUGUGAACCAACGGGUGCGUGCAGGUGUAGCCUGGAUGAUGAUAUAUUUCUGCUGCCGAACUUCUCCCACCACCAUCUCCACCAUCCACUCAUCCUCAGUCACAGAGUCCAUUGAACAGAAGUCAUCAGUCACACUGUCCACCGAUCAGAAGCCUCCUGUCACAAUGUCAACAGAUCAGAAGUCUUCAGUCACAAUGUCCUCCGGUCAGAAGUCUUCAGUCACAAUGUCCUCCGGUCAGAAGUCAGAAGUCACAAUGUCCUCCGGUCAGAAGUCUUCAGUCACAGUGUUCACCAAUCAAAGUUAUAUCUGAGAAAACAUAAGAGAGACACGAAUACAGUUACAUGACUGUUUCAUUAAUGACAUUCAGGGUUGUCAGGGGACUUGAUGAAGCCCAUUUGUGGGCGAAACGUCGUCAAUAAUGGUUCCACAUAACUGCAUUUCUGUUUAUAUAAUGUAACCUCCACCGGAAGUCUGUCAAACUCAAUUCUACACACUAUGAAAGACGAGACCACCGUAGAUGGAUAACAUAAGUUUCAAGGUAAAGACUUAAAAUAUUAAUUUAAUAAGCAGCUACACUAUUCGGUCAUAUAUUCAAGUAAUAUAAUUAAAUUAAAUAAUUAUCAGUAUUAUUAUACAACUGCGUAAUAAUAAUAGGGAAUUAAUAAUCUCAUUGGCUAAGGAUGUAAAUAGAAAUUAUUGGAAUAAUGCAUGACUAAAUAAUUUAGUAUUCUUUAUAAUGUUUCCUCAGAAGCAUUAACUCAGAGGUAAGAAUAAUUUAGUGAGUUAAUGAGUAUUUUAGUAGAAAUUGCUAGUAAUAUAACUAUAUAUAUAAUUAUAGUAGAUGCCUAAAGAUCCAGCCAUUAAUACCAGUUCUACGAGGAGUUAUGUGUAGGUAAUAUUUUUAUUGUGAAUUAUUAUUAUUAUGUGAGCAAAUCACCAGCAGGAUAUUUACAGAGCAUUACCUGAAUUAUUACUUGCAAGUAAUUUGGAUGAGGUAAGUGGAACUUAAGUCACAGCAGGUCGCAGUGACUUAAAUCACCACUCUCACAAAAAGCUAGACCUUACAUUAAAUUAAUAAUUAUAAUAAUAAAACCAGCUACUCUAGUAAAUUAAAGUUGUGGACAGUAUAUGAUUAGGCUUCCUGGGUACACAAAAUAUAAUUGGUAUUAACACUUACCAUUUAAUUACUGGAAGACAAUGCUGAUGGAACACACCCUAACGAUACCUCUACAGCUAGGGUUUACGAUGGCCAUCGCAGAAACUACUGUAUUUUAUUGGUAAGCGUCACUUAGCUAAAGUGUGUUGUUGGGAAGGAUUCAUUGAAGUCGUCUAUCUUCCUGUCCUUGUUGCCGAAUUGUAAAGGCUUUCCACACUAUUUAUCCUAAUUCUUCAGCAGGAACGUGUCAGCAAUUUUUAAAUUAUGGACUGAGGCCGAUAUACACCAAAUGACCUUCGAGAACGCCCGAUUACGUUGCACAGUUCAGUCCAAUGUUUUCACAUUAAAUUCAAUAUGGCGUCUCUCCCCGGUGUCACUCCGCAGCUCUUCUAUACUCCCCUCACUUGAAAUUUCUCGAAGGGUCCAAAGAGCAUCACAUUUUAAUACACAUUUAUCAUAUUAUUCAUUUAUAUGUUCUACAUUUAGGAAAUUAUGUAAAAUAUUUCCAUAAUUUUAGUUAAUAUCAAGUGUUAAGUAUAUAGAGGUGAUGCCCUCCUAGCAAGAUGAUUCUAUCUUGGGAUCAUGUUGCUAGGAGGCAGGUAUCCCAGUUAUACCCAAACAUGUCCUAAUCUAACAUCAAAACAUAAACACUAGUUUAACGAAGAAUCCAAGACAAACUAGUUUUCUCAUCUUGUGAUGACGCACACCAAUAUCUCAAAGGGAGGAAAGAGUGACUACUGUCUUCUACCAUCCUCACACACACACAUACACACUA
This is a messenger RNA of Cherax quadricarinatus, 2667 nucleotides long. NCBI's taxonomy places the organism in Eukaryota, Metazoa, Arthropoda, Malacostraca, Decapoda, Parastacidae. The record is from RefSeq and is a predicted model, not a curated record.